This is a messenger RNA of Aricia agestis (brown argus), 958 nucleotides long. RefSeq names its product phospholipid phosphatase 5. Gene Ontology annotation, biological process: phospholipid metabolic process. Gene Ontology annotation, molecular function: phosphatidate phosphatase activity. Bases 81 to 926 code for a protein of 281 amino acids. The transcript has 6 exons. Lineage: Eukaryota; Metazoa; Arthropoda; Insecta; Lepidoptera; Lycaenidae. The record is from RefSeq and is a predicted model, not a curated record.
UCAGUUUGUUGAAAAUAUAUCAAGAAGUGCGAAUAGAAAUUAAUUUAUUUUAAAGUGAAGAAAACAUAAAAUCGUACAAAAUGCCUCUAAUUCGUUCCGCCAGUUACAGUUUAUUUAUCGAGAUCCUUAUUCGAAUCGCUCUUCUGUCUGCUUUUUGUUACAUGGAAACAAUGACACCCUUCAUCCGAAUAAUACCUCCAUCAGAGAUGGAGAUGAACUGCAAGUAUCCGAGACAUGACUCCUAUGUGCCUGCUGGCAUGUUGUGGUCUAUUGUUCUGUCGGUUCCAUGUAUACUGUCACUAAUAGCUUGGGCUGCGUGUAAUGAUUGUAAUGAUGCUCUGGAGUUCCUCCUUGCAUGGUCUCUUUCUCUGGGAAUCACAGGGGUUCUAACAGACAUGGUUAAAUUGAUAGUUGGGCGGCCACGUCCAGACUUCUUUUACCGUUGCUACCCAGACGGUAUAGAAAUAGAUGACCAGCGUUGCACGGGUGACUUGGCUGAUAUCAUUGAAGGGCGGAAAUCAUUCCCGAGUGGACACAGCAGUAUAUCGUUCUGCUCGCUGGGUAUAGCCAGCGUGUGGAUCUGCGGUCGGCUGGGCGUGGUGUCCCGGCGGCGCGGCUCGGCGUUCCGCGUGCUGUGCGUGCUCGCGCCCGCCAUGCUCGCCGCCUGCAUCGCGCUGUCCCGCACGUGCGACUAUCACCAUCAUUGGCAAGAUGUCCUCGUGGGUUCCCUCCUGGGUCUAUCCGUCUCCGUGUUCUGUUACCGCCAGUACUACAACCCGCUGUCUUCCGAACUCGCCGGUGUCCCCUACGUAGUGUCAAACGUCACAGCCAAGCAUUUCAACGGGAAACCGGACAUAAGUCCCACCAAGGACCAGAAAUCCGAAGCCACUCCGCUACUGGGCAGAAAGGAAGAUAAGUGGAUUUAACCUAUUAGUGUUAUUUUUAAAUAUUUUCUAAA